Messenger RNA from Leptosia nina, 576 nucleotides. The record is from the annotation of a GenBank genome assembly. Lineage: Eukaryota; Metazoa; Arthropoda; Insecta; Lepidoptera; Pieridae.
AUGAGUUUCAUAGACAAAAUUAAGCAGCAAAGGAAUAAACUAAGAGGGACAACAACAGUCAUAACUAAUGUUGAUGGUAAGCGGUUUCUAGUGACAAACGCUGAGACUAAACAAAUUGGUGAAAAUAGAUAUGGCUUUGUAGUGGACACGGAUCCAGAUGAUACACCAGCUCUUAUAUUAGAGCAUCUGUAUAUAGGAUCACAAGAUUGUGCAAUAGACAAUAUAUUACACACACAUAAUAUAAAGCAUGUCUUGAGUCUAGGAGUGGAUGUGAAUGUUUCUGUAAAUAAUAAAAAACUAGAUAUUUUAGAUUUACCAGACUCUAAUGUAGUGCCUGUGUUAAAGGAGAGCUUACCGUUUUUGAAGGAGGCAAUAAAGAGAAAGGAGAAUGUACUAGUCCAUUGCAAUGCAGGUGUAUCUCGCACGUCCUUGGUUGCAAUUGGAUAUUUGAUGCAAUAUGAAGGAAUGUCUUAUGAAGAGGCGCAUGCUUUGGUUAAAAGCAAAAGACCAGCUAUACGGCCCAACGACGGAUUCAUUAAGCAACUGCGUUGUGUGAUACCUGGCGCAUUCUUGUAG